AUGAUUCCGAUCUCCUGCAACGCCGUGGGCGAUAUUCUCGCACUGGCGACCCUCUUCCUCGACAUUGCUCGCGCUCUAGACGAAUCCCGCGGCUCUCCUGCCAAAUGGCGUGCCCUCAACUCAGAGCUCAAGUCCUUGCAUAUCGUUUUGGCAUCUGUGGCCCGUGUUGCCGAGCAUACAACGGAUACCCUUCUCCACGAUGAGAUUGUGCGCGAGGUCAAUCGGUGCAGUGAUGAUGUGCGCCGCGCGCUCGAGCGCGUGGCCGAGUUUUCUAUGCUCGGGCGCGAUGAGUCUCCCGACGAUGUUUGCAGCAUUAGAAUGAAGCGUCAGUGGUACAAGCUCAAGUGGCGCUUCUGUUACCACGGCAGCGCCGAGAGCAUCCGCGCGGAACUUGCAGCGGCGACACACCGUUUGACAGCCUACCUGGUCGUGUCCAACGCGGAUAAGAUACACAGCCUUGGCGCGUCAAUCACGGAACAGUUCACCGCCACGUCUGCGCAGAUCUGUACCUUGCUACUACAGCAGUUCGAGAUCGUCGCAAUGCGCGACGCUGGACGCUCACGCACCGUGAACGGACAUAUAGAAUCGCGACGAGGGCUUCAGCUCUCUUCGCAGAGUACUAUCGUGCCUCCCGGCUUCUUCGGGAACGUCUUCAAUGACCUGGAUAGCGGCAAGGCUGCUGCCGCUGCUCUUCUCUGCCUCGCUAUAUGCACCGUGCAUGGCACUUCGCGUGAACUUCACUCUUUGCUGCUCGUGGCUGCUUUUGGUGUUUUGAUGAGUAACAUGAAGCGAGAGACGUGCACCAUCUCAUCGGAUGUCGGAUACGGGCAGUCUAACUCGGUUCUCCUGGAUGACGCAAUGGGUCGCCAACUGGUGCUACCGAUCGAGCUAUGUGCGACAGUCGAGCUUCUGCAUGCGACCCUCGUCUCCCUGUUCUCUUCGACUUCGGGUUUCUGGUUCAUCCACUCGCGCAACUACAGGAUCCAGACCAUCUAUCAGGAUGGCUGUAGAAGUCUUCUGCCUCUCUUCGGUGAUGAACCACAGUUAGAUGGACCAUAUGUCAAACUUGUAAUGGCUGUCGCCAUAUGGGACAACAACCUACGAGUCGUGUGUCCAAUCUGUCAGUCAUCAGGUGUUGCCAGCUGGGUUCGUUUCUUGGAGUCAUUGGACAAUGACCAUUCGAUGUGCUCAUAUUGCCAACAGACAGUCUUUUUUCUCCCGUGCGGUGUUUUAUACGACUACGGUGCUGAGUUCGACGAUAAGAAAGUGGUCUUUCCGCUUGCCAAACCCACCUUUUCAGUUCAAACCCAGACCGCCAGACCGGGGAAAUUUACGCCCGAGAUUGGGGCUUCUCGAUCAACUCUACGCCAUACCGGUGCAACUGAAAGUAUCACUAGGCGUCCACACUUGGACUGGAAGAGUCAGAUCAAAGUCUUCAGGCGCAUAUACCUCUGUUCCACCGAUGGCCCUCUUGAUUCUCUUCGCGAACAGUCUACUGACUUCCACAUGGCUGCCCUGAAUGGUCACUAUGACAUCGUCUGUGACGUUCUCGAAAGGGGCAUAGACGUCAAUCUCGCCGACCCGUCGGGUCACACCGCGCUUCACUCUGCCUCUAUGGGCGGUCAUCUCACCAUUGUCGAAUUACUGCUCGAUUAUGGCGCCGUUGUCAACGUGGCUGCGGUGAAUUCAUUGACACCGGUCGCAUGUGCCUUGGCAUGCAUGAAGUUCGCAGUCGCGGAACUACUCAUUUCUCGAGAUGCUCUCUCCGGUCUUUCGCCACCUUCGCAAGCCACCAUUCUAUAUUAUGCUGCGAUGUCCGGUCAUAUUCAGGUGGUCCAGAUUAUGCUCUCACUCGGCACAGAUGUCAACACACGCGUGGCGAUUGCUAGAGGCGAGACAGCACUGCAUUCUGCAUGUGAGAACGGAGCAGAUAUACGCGCGUGCUCUGACACCGGCGUUACUCCUAUAUCAAUUGCCAUAGAGAACUGGGAUCGUAACUGGGUUGAGUUUCUCGUCCCGCCAGGAGACAUGGACAGCAUUCUGCUCAAUUGGACUGCAUGGUGGCCCAGCGAAGGAGUGGACCUGUUAGAAGCAGCCAUUGACACCAAUCUUCACAAGCUCAUUGAGACACUCUUACAAACUGGGGUUGAUGUCAAUCUGUGGUUUCAUUUCGGUCAUACUCCGCUGACAUUGGCCAUUAGUAACUGGUUGCGAUACGAAACUGCGACACUCUUGCUCGAGCGAGGUGCUGACGUGAAUGCUCCUACUCGGGAUGGUGACACACCACUCUUCUUGGCAUUAAGUGGUGUGAAACGCCAUAUUGAUUACAUCGGGAGCUCGAGCGAAGAAUGGAGUCGCUGGGCAGCGGAGGCCUAUCAGAGAUUAGUGCAGCUUCUUCUGGCCUGGGGUGCCAUACUGGAUGAGAAGUCAUCCAUGCUCCUGCAGGAGCAGCCCAGCUGGUCCAACAAGUCAUUGGGAGGCAUGUCUGACGCGGAUAUACCGGGUGCAUGGCAUGAGGACCCCUGA
Peniophora sp. CBMAI 1063 is the source of this 2526-nucleotide messenger RNA. NCBI's taxonomy places the organism in Eukaryota, Fungi, Basidiomycota, Agaricomycetes, Russulales, Peniophoraceae. The record is from the annotation of a GenBank genome assembly.